UCUCCCCACCCUUACAUUGUGUGUUGGGGGGGAACAAGCCGCACUCUUCUUGCAGUCUACAUGACAGCCAGCGCAAGAGGGGACGAGCAACUGCGAGGAAAGAAAGCGACCCAACGCACGCACGCACGCACGCACGCACGCAGGCAGGCAGGCACGCACGCACGCAGGCACCCACCGACUGCAUGAUUUUGGGACUUUUGGACAACUUUUUGUCCAUGUCACCGUCACACCCGAAGCCAGGACAGCCAGCGGCCGCAGCAAAGCUCUUUGCCUUAUUCGCGACGGAUUAAUUGAACCAGACCGGGAUUGGAUAGCCUGGUUAUGGAUUUUAACCUCCUGACGGAUGGUGACGCCCGCAGCCCGGCGCUGUCGCUCUCCGACUCCGGAACUCCGCAGCACGAGCAGGGAUGCAAAGGCCAGGAGAGCAGCGACACAGAGAAAUGCCAGCAGAACCAGCUGGAUGAAUCCAGUACUGAUGACGGCUCGCUGAAGAAGAAGCAGCGCAGGCAAAGGACGCACUUCACCAGCCAGCAGCUUCAGGAGCUGGAGGCCACCUUUCAGAGGAACCGCUACCCCGACAUGAGCACCAGAGAGGAGAUUGCCGUAUGGACCAAUCUCACUGAGGCACGGGUCAGGGUAUGGUUCAAGAACCGACGUGCCAAGUGGAGAAAGCGCGAGAGGAACCAACAGGCCGAAUUGUGCAAGAACGGCUUUGGCGCCCAGUUUAACGGACUGGUGCAACCCUACGACGACAUGUACGCCGGUUACUCGUACAACAACUGGGCCAGCAAGAGUUUAGCCGGCGGCCAACUCUCUGCCAAGAGCUUCCCUUUCUUUAACUCCAUGAACGUAAGCCCCCUGUCGUCCCAACCCAUGUUCUCUCCCCCGAGCUCCAUCCCCUCAAUGAACAUGGCUUCCGGCAUGGUGCCCUCAGCAGUGCCUGGUGUUCCUGGAACGGGCCUCAACAACUUGGGAAACCUCAACAGUCUCAACAGCCCCGCGGCGGCGGCGGCGGCGGCGGCGGCAGCGGCCACUUGCCCGUACGCCGGCACCGCCAGCCCCUACAUGUACAGAGACACCUGCAACUCCAGUCUGGCCAGUCUGCGACUCAAGGCCAAGCAACAUACCAACUUCACAUAUCCCAGCGUGCAGAAUAGCGUGUCAAACCUCAGCCCCUGCCAGUACGCCGUGGAUCGGCCGGUAUGAGCUCCCUCUCUCGGUCUCGGACUGUCCCGCUUCGCUUCCAUCUCAAAAGUGCCGGACGUGUCGCAGACUGAAGCCAAUAGGGCGGGCAAUUACGCCAAACGGAUAGGAGAAAGAACGGAAACGCCCGUGACGGACCACCCUGGCCUGGCGCAAAGGAGCACUUUGCCGACUGACCAACUGCAACUACAUUUCAAGACAAAAUAUCCCAAAACGUCAUUUUCUAAAUUGCAUGAUUCGUUGAUUUAGUCAGCACGGGUCAACGAGACAGAGAAGCUUCAACAUCAGGAAGCUGCGGUUUCCACGUUGGAAACAUCGGGGCUGUACAUAACAGACUCUUUUCACUUUUGUAAUGUGGGACAAAAUAGGAUGGGAAAACAGAUGUUGUACUUGAAGAAUGGUAAAAAGAAGCAUGCUCCUCAAAUGCAAAGCUCCAGGCUUGACCUCCUUUGGGAAAAGGAAUACUUGUGUUGUGAAUUCCGUUCCCCCCGGGAAGGUCACAGGUCAAAGGCCAAUUUAGCUAAGCCAGAGGAGGGCAGUACUGGAUUACAAAAAUAUCCAGCUUGAUGCAACAAGUAGGAAGAUCAUCAACCUUUUCACCACGAAAAAGCCAUUGCUUAGAUUGAGUUGUGUGCUGUUCUACAAAGCCAGUAUGUCAAAGUCAAAUAUAGGAUGUAAGAGUGCAGUUGUUAGAAGAAAACGGAUGCUUUUUCCCCCCUGAUGUAGCCUGCUUUGUCUCAUUAAAGAACAAAUGAAAAGAACCGUUUUGAAAAAAAAUAUAUAUAUAUACAUAGAAAGAGAGAGAGAAAUGACACUUCUCUCAAAUAUUGCUACAUGUUCAUUAGUGUGCUUUACGUAUUUGACUGCUACUACUACUAAUACAACAAUUGCCAUUUCCCUUCUAUCUCCUUAGCUAGCAAAUGAAAAACAAAUACAGUUGAUCUUGUCACUUUUGCCAAGUUUCUACAUCUGGAUGAAUAUGUUCUCUAAAAUGAGUGAUUUCAGAAGACUAGUCGUGAGUAAAUUUGAACAUUUGGGGUGUCAUCUUUUGAAAUGCUUAUUUUUCAUACUCCAGUGUCAAAAUAGUUAGGAGAGCAACAUAAAGAGUAUGCAACACAGUCGCAACAUGGUGAUGGACGAGAGAAGGAGACAUACAGUGGAUGUUGUGGAUUCAUGCUUGACCUCCACUCCACAACAAAGCAGGAAUGGACAGAGGCCACGGCUGUCGCAUACGUAAGGGGAGGCCUUGCUUAGCAGCUCGUCCAUCAGCUCCUGCAGCUGUUUAUUGCUCAGACAUUUCACCACUUCAAUGUCAUUGCCAUGUCAACUCUACAAUGUCACUCACGUUCACAACUUCACACGACGGAUGGAGCACUAGAAAGGAGAAUGCAAUUCCUCAUCUCUCUUACUUAGCUCGCUUGCCGUUUACAUCGUGUCCAUCAUGAGGAAACGUUUGAAGUCGGAACAAACUGACUGUUUGACACUCAAGACCAACAUGUAAAGGCUUUAUGAAUCCCAUCUUAUUGUAUCAGACUCAAAGUUUUGUGCAUGUGGCUCUGUGGACUCUCCCCAGACUCCAUUUUGCAUGCUCCAAACAUUUUUUGGCCAAUAAAAGGUUUGCGGUA
Molecule: messenger RNA, 2828 nt
Organism: Syngnathus typhle (broad-nosed pipefish)
Lineage: Eukaryota; Metazoa; Chordata; Actinopteri; Syngnathiformes; Syngnathidae
Gene: pitx3
Product: paired-like homeodomain 3
Exons: 4
Coding region: 322-1206 (294 amino acids)
Biological process (GO): regulation of transcription by RNA polymerase II; anatomical structure morphogenesis
Cellular component (GO): nucleus
Molecular function (GO): DNA-binding transcription factor activity, RNA polymerase II-specific; RNA polymerase II cis-regulatory region sequence-specific DNA binding
Source: RefSeq, a predicted model, not a curated record